AUGAUUGGAUCUCCUGAUGUGCUGGCCUUCACCAGUGAAGGGGAUUUGGGGGGUACCCGGACGCCCAGGGACUUCAUACUGGUGGCUGAGUUCUCAGAACAGGUGGGUCCCCUACCGGUCCGGACCAUCCCUGAUGACCCCAGAGUGAUCGGGUCCUUCGACCUGAACCAUUUCUCUCUACGCAUCAUGUCUGUCGACUACCAAGCCGUAGCCCCUGGAGGGGCGUUUGCCUACGUUCACCACCUGACGCUCUAUGACCUGGAGGCCCGGGGCCGUCCGCCCGUUCUGCAUGGCCUACGUCUCUGCCGACGAGAGGAAGAUCAUGCUGCAGUUCCAGGAGCUGUCGCUCCGCUUCUCCCGCGCCUCCGAGUGCCUGAAGACGGUAACCGACGGGCCAUGUUUCCCCGCGAGCUGCAGAGGAAGCUACAUGACCUGGAGUACACACGAUCCAUCCUUCAAGCAACGCUUCAAAGGAUAUCCAAUGAGAGUGCGGAGAUCAAGGAGGAGGCGGAGCUGCAGAAGACGGCCAACGAGCUUGCUAGCGUGGAUCGUUCCAUCCUGGACCACAGAUCCCUCCUCCACCAGGUCACUUCCUAUCCCAACAGGAAGUUAAAAGACCCUGGCUUUCUGCCCUACGACCCCUCCCUGAUCCCAGAGACCCUCCCCUUGACUCCUGAUCCCCCCUCCCCCUCAUACACCCCCCAGCUGGUUUCCGGGGCGUCGCUAGGGGGCGGGGGCUGGUCAGCGAGGCGGUUCGACCGCCGUCUGAAGCCGUUGGAGGAGCUGAGCGACUGCUACUUCCUGUCUCUGACGCUAGAACAGCUGGGCAACGCAGAACGCCGUCUCCGUGGAGACCAGAGUGUUCUACACAACCGUCGCAUCACACACAGGCUCUCCAGGACGCUUUCACACACACAGUUCCUUUUCCAGCUCUGGGACCAGGAGGAGGAGGAGGACCUGGAGGAGGAGGGGGUGGGGCUAGAGGGAGGAAGCGGUGUGAUGUCACAUCCUGUGGCGGGGGCGGGACCACCGAGCCUGGAGUUGUUCUUCUCCUGCGUGGAGGAGGUGUCAAUCAAACUGGAGACAGGAAGUGGAGGGGCGGAGCCGACACUUGAUCCUGAGGGAGAAGGAGUAACCGCGGAGACGAGACCAGGCAGCGUGAGCAGCGGAGACAGCAUUGAGGUUCUGGGGACGGAGCGCUCAUAUAGAACACAGGGACUCACCCACGUGGAACUCAGAGGUACAUUGUCUGGUGGGUUGGGUCAGGGUGAAGGCUGUGAUGUGGUGCGGAGUAGUGCCCCUGCGGAGGUGUGGAUGAGACGUGACGUGAGGUCCCUGGCACGGAGGGCGAACAGCGAGGACAGUAUUGAGAUCAUCAGCACCUCAGACUCCAUCUUCCCCGAUGACCUCAUCUUUAACGCCAUCACAGAGGAGGAGCCUGAGGAGCAUGGAAACAUGGGUAUCCAGACGGAGGGAAAGGUUGAGCUAGAGGACACUCCCACUCAGCUGCACCGCACCCUGGGUAUUGAAGUCCGGAAAUUGGAGGAGGAGGAGCCAGAGAGAUGGGACACUCCGGCCCCCUUGUCUGAGCCCCAGAGAACUCUGGUCCACCAGGUGUCAGUAGAGGGCUCCUCCCAGCAGUACGAGAGUCACCAUGCCAACGGCGAGGUCAGAGGUCAGGCUGGGCGUGACAGCAGGCGGGUGGUGGUGCCUGACCUCCAGGUGAACUUUUCUAUCCCCUUGAGGUUAGAUGUUAGAGGUCGGGGGUCAGGGGGGCAGCGGUUGCUAGGCGACACCCCUUACAGGCUGAGUGUAGACGAGGCGUCGGACUGUAUGAGCAACAUCAGCACCUCUCCAUCUUCCUCUCUGCCCCCCACACAUCUCCAUGGCAACCACAGUGCUAUUAAUCCGCGACGACAUCAGCGCCAGAGGAGGAAGGCGGGUCCUGGAGCCCUCAGGUUCCUGCGGCAGAAUUCCUUCUCCCAGAAUGCCGUGUUCUGCCUGCUAAGUGGACGGCCGCUGGUGGUGAUUGGUGGAGAGGAGGGUUCCGUGAGGAGGACGGUCGCUGCCCUCUCGCUCUACCUGCCUUCACCUGGGCGCUAUGGAGAUGCUGUGCAGCCUUACCUGGCCACGCCUCUUCAGCUGACAGACCUGCUCACCUGGAGACUCAUCGGAAUCCACAGGACGUCUCCUACAGCUCCCAGCAUGCUUCACUCUCUGGCUCGUUACGGACGGUACCUGGCUGUGCUGGACCUGGACCAGCGUACACUGAGAAGCCCCGCCUACCACGGACACCUCAUUGGCCGGCUGGCCAACCCCCACACUCUGAUAGGUCGUGGCAGCACCUACCUUCUCCAUGUGGAGAGCUGCCUCGCUGAGCUGACCGCAAAGGCCUUCCUGCUCUCCUGUUCUCGACCUUCAACUCUAACAUCGGGUCGAGCUCAGAGUUCACCUGGGGGUCAAUCAGCACCCAUCUGCCACAGCCACUCGGACCUCCAACUUCCCAGCCUCCCAGGGAGGACGGACUUCACGCUGACUCAGCGUCGCAGGGACUUCCUGUGUGGGCGGGGUUUCAGCGGGGAGGAUGACCUCCGGGUGAUGCACUUCCUGUCUGACCUCAUCAAACAGCACCACGCAGGAAGUGGUCCUCCGGCCCUCCGCUUCUCCUACAGUGCCAUCCCUUUACAUAGAAACACCACAACAUAGAUAUACAGCCCUGUCCCUUUACAUAGAAACACCACAACAUAGAUACAGCCCUGUCACUUUACAUAGAAACACCACAACAUAGAUAUACAGCCCUGUCCCUUUACAUAGAAACACCACAACAUAGAUAUACAGCCCUGUCCCUUUACAUAGAAACAUCACAACAUAGAUAUACAGCCCUGUCCCUUUACAUAGAAACACCACAACAUAGAUAUACAGCCCUGUCCCUUUACAUAGAAACACCACAACAUAGAUAUACAGCCCUGUCCCUUUACAUAGAAACACCACAACAUAGAUAUACAGCCCUGUCCCUUUACAUAGAAACACCACAACAUAGAUAUACAGCCCUGUCCCUUUACAUAGAAACACCACAACAUAGAUAUACAGCCCUGUCCCUUUACAUAGAAACACCACAACAUAGAUAUACAGCCCUGUCCCUUUACAUAGAAACACCACAACAUAGAUACAGCCCUGUCACUUUACAUAGAAACACCACAACAUAGAUAUACAGCCCUGUCCCUUUACAUAGAUAUACCACAACAUAGAUACAGCCCUGUCACUUUACAUAGAAACACCACAACAUAGAUAUACAGCCCUGUCCCUUUACAUAGAUAUACCACAACAUAGAUAUACAGCCCUGUCCCUUUACAUAGAAAUACCACAACAUAGAUAUACAGCCCUGUCCCUUUACAUAGAAAUGCCACAACAUAGAUAUACAGCCCUGUCCCUUUACAUAGAAAUGCCACAACAUAGAUAUACAGCCCUGUCCCUUUACAUAGAAACACCACAACAUAGAUAUACAGCCCUGUCCCUUUACAUAGAAACACCACAACAUAGAUACAGCCCUGUCACUUUACAUAGAAACACCACAACAUAGAUAUACAACCCUGUCCCUUUACAUAGAUAUACCACAAAAUAGAUACAGCCCUGUCACUAUACAUAGAAACACCACAACAUAGAUAUACAGCCCUGUCCCUUUACAUAGAUAUACCACAACAUAGAUAUACAGCCCUGUCCCUUUACAUAGAAAUACCACAACAUAGAUAUACAGCCCUGUCCCUUUACAUAGAUAUACAGCCCUGUCCCUUUACAUAGAAAUGCCACAACAUAGAUAUACAGCCCUGUCCCUUUACAUAGAAAUGCCACAACAUAGAUAUACAGCCCUGUCCCUUUACAUAGAAAUGCCACAACAUAGAUAUACAGCCCUGUCCCUUUACAUAGAAACACCACAACAUAGAUAUACAGCCCUGUCCCUUUACAUAGAUAUACAGCCCUGUCCCAUUGCAUAACUAAAGCAUUUCUUCCAUACUGUAUCCUGUCUACACUGUGAAAGGAGAGAUCAAGAGUGCAUCUCUAAUGCCACCCUGUUCCCUAUAUAGUGCACUACCCUGUUCCCUAUAUAGUGCACUACCCUGUUCCCUAUAUAGUGCACUACCCUGUUCCCUAUAUAGUGCACUACCCUGUUCCCUAUAUAGUGCACCACCCUGUUCCCUAUAUAGUGCACUACCCUGUUCCCUAUAUAGUACACUACUUACUAGUAGUGUACUAUGUAGGGAAUAGUGAGCUGUUUGGGAAGGAACCCCCCUCCACCGAUCACCUUCACAAACUGUUAUGAAAUGUUCAUUGGUGUGUGUGUAGUGCAGUGUACUUUU
Molecule: messenger RNA, 4355 nt
Organism: Oncorhynchus masou masou (cherry salmon)
Lineage: Eukaryota; Metazoa; Chordata; Actinopteri; Salmoniformes; Salmonidae
Product: guanine nucleotide exchange protein smcr8a-like
Cellular component (GO): guanyl-nucleotide exchange factor complex
Source: RefSeq, a predicted model, not a curated record